Aspergillus glaucus CBS 516.65 is the source of this 2214-nucleotide messenger RNA. Its product is annotated as FAD-dependent oxidoreductase. The transcript is spliced from 5 exons. The coding region runs from base 1 to 2214 and encodes 737 amino acids. The record is from RefSeq and is a predicted model, not a curated record. Gene Ontology annotation, molecular function: FAD binding. Lineage: Eukaryota; Fungi; Ascomycota; Eurotiomycetes; Eurotiales; Aspergillaceae.
AUGUCUUUCAAGAUUAUCAUUAUCGGGGGGAGUGUUGCGGGUUUGACGCUGGCAAAUAUACUCGAGAGAUAUGGUAUUGAGUAUGUUUUGCUUGAGAAGUAUCGAUGCAUUGCGCCUCAGUUGGGGGCGAGUCUUGGUCUUUUGCCGUAUGGGAGCCAGGUUCUUGAUCAAUUGGGUGUUAAUGAGGCGGUUCAAGCUAUGUGCGAGAGGGUGGAAUCGAUGCACUAUUAUGAUUCGGAUGGGGUGAAGCUUGGUGGUCAUGAUACGUUUGGGGAGAUGCUUUUGAAACUAACCGGAUACCAAUUCAACUUUCUGGAUCGUCGGGAGCUUGUUCAAGCCUUGUAUGACAAUCUCCAGGACAAGUCAAAGGUCCACGUCUCCAAGGGGCUCUUGAACAUCGACCACCUGGAUACCGGGGUAACAGUCACUGCUGAAGACGGCACCACCUUCGCCGGAGACAUCCUCGUCGGCGCAGAUGGAGUCCACAGCCAAACAAGAAAAGAAAUGUGGAGGAUCGCAGACUCAGAGGUCCCAGACUACGGAACGCAGCAGAUGGCAAAAUCAAUGACCUGCUCGUACAAAUGUAUGUUCGGCAUCUCAGACCGUCCCGAAGGUGUUCCUGAUGGCCGCGGAUACAAAACCUACCACAAAAACCGCUCUUAUCUCUAUCAAGCCGGUCGUGGUGGGAAAUUGUACUUUUUCGCGUUCUCCAAGAACCCUGAAGUUACUAUCGACAAGGAUAUCCUCCGGUAUACCGCUGAGGAUGAAAAAGCUUUGGUGGAUGUGCAGAGGGAUGAUGCUCUCUUCCCGGGUCUUACUUUCGGGGAUCUUUAUCGGAAACAUCGGGCUGCGGUUCUUGUCCCAUUGCAGGAGUAUGUGUUGGAGAAGUGCUUUUAUAGGCGUGUUGUUUUGAUUGGCGAUUCUUUUCAUAAGAUGAACCCUCUCACCGGCCAAGGAGGAAACUCAGCCAUCGAAGACGCAGCACUACUUGGAGACCUGCUAAAAGAAGCCCUGGACAACAGCCCGCGUCCAGCAAACGAGACGAUCCACGCAAAACUCGCCUACUUUCAAGAGGAGCGCAAGCCCCGCACCAAAAUACUGGUAGACGGUGCGCAUGCGCUGCAACGUCUCGAGGCCCUCGAGAACCCAUUUCUGGAGUUCCUACAGAAAAAGGUAAUAGCUAAAACAGAAGUUGAUCAGUUGGCUGCUGUAAUGGCCGCAACACAUUGUCCGGGACAUACUUUGAAGUAUCUACCGAAGCCGUCGCGGGAGGGAGUCGUGGCUCGGGAUGUUGAGGUGGUUGCGAGGCCGAGGGACCGGUCGUCUGUCGCGACGGCGUUUUGGAUUAUUCUCGUUCUUCUUGUCGCUGGGGUGUCGAUCGUCCUUGGACAGUCUGUCAGCAUGGGGACUGCGACUGUCCUCCGUGAUUCUCUCUUGGAUUACACGCUUGUCACCGCGAUGGGCAUCAAUGCACUAUGGACAAUUGAAUCCCACCGUCCAGGACUCGCAGGAGAAUACCUAUGCAGCCCCAUCCCCUACAUCCUCGCCUCCACAGCCUUCGGCUGGCACCUAAUCACACCAAUUUACUUCGCCAUUUACAUCCACCUCAGCCAAUCCCGACCCUUCUACUAUCCUAAUCCGCGAGCGAUUGACCUCCGAGCUGCCGAGUUCCUUCCCACGGGGCUAUUGAUCACGUACAUUGUGCUUGCACUCUUGGUGCUCCAGAAUACAGCACCGAUUGAAAUACGAGGGUGGAUCCUUUCGCUUGUUCAACUCGGUCUACCGAUUUUGGUCUCGCUUGGACAGAGGAUGUCGACGAGGGAGCCGCCUAGUUCUAAUUUUGCGGAGGCGUUGUAUGGGACGAGAGAUAUGCCUUAUUUAUGCCGGUUUUAUAACUUGGGGAUUUUUGCUACGAGCACGUUUCAUAUCGUCAUCGCUAGUCGGGUAUUCCCACACAUCUCGGAUGCCGGAGUCCUGAAAGAAAUGGUCCUCUCAUCCGAAGGUGUGCAAUUGGGAUGUCUCAUCGCCGCAAUUCUGAUCUGGUGCAUCUUUACGAUCUGGGACUUGCGCCGCACGAACGUCCUUCAGACCCCUCUUUUCCUUGCCGUUCUUGCCGUCCUCUUGGGAAGUGCCUGUUUUGGACCGGCUGCUACGUUGAUUGGAUUGUGGGAAUGGCGCGAAGGUGCAUUGGAACGGUCUCGCGCGAGGAAGUAG